Molecule: messenger RNA, 1233 nt
Organism: Asparagus officinalis (garden asparagus)
Lineage: Eukaryota; Viridiplantae; Streptophyta; Magnoliopsida; Asparagales; Asparagaceae
Exons: 2
Coding region: 1-1233 (410 amino acids)
Source: RefSeq, a predicted model, not a curated record
AUGGAAUACUUAUCAAGGAAAUUGGAGCUUUUAAAGGAAGAUAAAUUGUUCAGAUAUCAUCCUAUGUGUGGCAAGCUCAAAAUAUCCCACCUAAUUUUUGCGGAUGAUCUUCUGCUUUUCGCCAAGGGAGACUUAUAUUCAGUCCAAAAACUUUAUCAUUGUGUGAAGGAUUUUAGUGCUACUACUGGUCUGGAAGCUAAUCUGAGCAAAUGCUCAAUUUACUUUGGAGGAAGGCUUCAAGUGAUCAAAAGUGAGAUAUUAGGUGUUCAAAAUUACUGGACAACCAAUUUUGUUCUUCCUGUCAAAGUCACUCAGAAGAUAGAUGAGCUGUGCAGGAAAUUCUUAUGGGGGAAGUCUGAUACUACUUUCAGAAUCCCAUUGGUCUCAUGGGAUAAAGUUUGUUAUCGGAAAAAACAGGGUGGUUUGGGAGUUUUCUCUGCUUCUAUUUGGAAUCUGUCUUCAGCAUUAAGGAGCCUAUGGUAUAUACAUGUUAACAAGGAAAGUUUAUGGGUGAAAUGGAUCCAUGGGAAUUAUUUAAAACAUUGGGAUAUAUGGUACGUAAAGGCUAAAAAAGAGAAUUCUUGGAUGUGGAAGCAGCUGAUUAAGUGUAGGGACAGAGCUGUGGCUGCUACUGGAGGGAUUGACAACUUGAAGAAGACUCUCAGUGCUUGCUAUAAAGAUUCUAAAUUGCAGUUAUCUACAGUUUACUCUGUUUUCUCCCCUGGUUCACACAUUGUUCCUUGGUACAACACAGUAUGGGGAAAGCUGAAUUAUCCGAAGCACACAUUUGUUCUGUGGCUUGCUGUGCAGAACAGAUUACUCACACAUGAUAGGUUGAUGAGAAGAGGAACCAUUAAUUCAAAUAUAUGCCUACUAUGUGCAGGAACUGCCUCUGAAACAAGAAACCAUUUGUUCUUUGAUUGUCCAUUUUCAAGAGAGGUGUGGUUAGCCAUCAUGGACUGGCUUAGAAUGACUUGGCAAUCUUGUGAAUGGGAAUUGCUCAUGAAUUGGUUCUACACCAGACAAAGGGGGAAUGGAUUCAAAACAAAUGUUAGGAGGUUGGCUCUUGCGGCUACUGUGUACAGAUUGUGGAUAGAAAGGAAUAACAGAUUUUUUCAAAAAGGAGUUACAGGUGCUGCUCAUUUGGUUAAGAAUAUCAAAUUUGAUAUCUUAACUAUUUGCCUAAAUAGUUCUAUCUUAGAUGAAUAUAGGGAUUGGAUAAUAUCCUUGUAA